ACGUAACCCUUGGAUCUGCUUUGUCGCACCAUAAUCGUGCGGAACGUAAACCUUGGAUCUGCUUUAUUGGUCGCAUCGCACAGACCGACCGAGGAGGAGGUGAUGGCAAGCGCGGCCAUGGCGAGCUGGAGGGAGGAGGACCCCGAGGUUGUAGAGGAGGAGCAAGGGGAAAGCAUUGUGCUUGAAGGAGAGGACAAUGACGAAGACUAUGAACAGCUACUGGGCAGAUUGUACAGCCUUCUUGGCGAAAACAAUCCAGGUCUUGCCGGGAGGACGCACAUGACAGUUAUGACCUAUCCUACUCUUCUUAGGGAGGGCACAAAGAAGACAGUAUUCGUGAAUUUCAUGGACUCCUGUCGAAAGAUGCGUAGGCAGCCAAAACAUGUGAUGGACUUCUUGCUUUCUGAACUGGCAGCAAGUGGAUCACUUGAUGGGCAGCAGAGAUUGGUAGUGAAAGGAAGAUUUUCGCCGAGAAACUUAGAAUCUCUCCUAAGAAGAUAUAUCUAUGAGUAUGUGAUUUGCAAUGGAUGCAAAGGCACUGAUACCACUCUGUCCAGGGAAAAUCGUCUCCUCUUCCUUCGCUGCGAGCAGUGUGGGUCCUCGAGGUCCGUGGCUCCAAUCAGGGCUGGAUUUAUCGCGCGGGUCACUCGUGUAAGGACUUGAAGAGCCUUGCUCAACAUUCCAGAUCGUCUAUGUGGAGGGCCUGGCGCAAGACGAUCAGAGUUUACCAUCCAUUGUAGCAAUCAGUUUUGUACUGUGCCCUUGUGUGGCCAUGUGUUUUCCUUUUUCUUUUCGGGUCAUGUGAAUGUGAUAUAUUUCCAAUUUGCCAUAUGCUUGUGGUGCAAACAUCCAAUGAAAUCACACCUUUUCCUACUAGUACUAUAUUUU
Messenger RNA from Lolium perenne, 888 nucleotides. RefSeq names its product eukaryotic translation initiation factor 2 subunit beta. Gene Ontology annotation, molecular function: mRNA binding; translation initiation factor binding; translation initiation factor activity. NCBI's taxonomy places the organism in Eukaryota, Viridiplantae, Streptophyta, Magnoliopsida, Poales, Poaceae. Gene Ontology annotation, cellular component: eukaryotic translation initiation factor 2 complex. Gene Ontology annotation, biological process: translational initiation; formation of translation preinitiation complex. The record is from RefSeq and is a predicted model, not a curated record.